Messenger RNA from Ipomoea triloba (trilobed morning glory), 1470 nucleotides. RefSeq lists its product as uncharacterized. NCBI's taxonomy places the organism in Eukaryota, Viridiplantae, Streptophyta, Magnoliopsida, Solanales, Convolvulaceae. The transcript has a single exon. Gene Ontology annotation, molecular function: catalytic activity. Bases 1 to 1470 code for a protein of 489 amino acids. The record is from RefSeq and is a predicted model, not a curated record.
AUGAAUUUGCUCUUCUGGAAUAUCCGGGGCCUGCUUUCCUCUUGCCGCAGGCUCAAACGGUUAAUCAGACAUGAGAGCAUUCACCUUUCUGCCAUCUUUGAACCUUUUUUAACCAAUGAUAAAUUGGACUCCUACAUCAGAACUCUUAAUCUCCAUAAAGGUUUUGCUUCUUCGGUUAGCAAAAUUUGGAUUCUCUGGUCUUCUUCUUUUAAUGUUGAGGUUUUAAUUGACUGUGAUCAAUUUGUUUACUGUAAAGCUUCCUUCAUUCCUUGGAAUUUUGACUUUGAGUUUGUGGCAGUUUAUGCAAAACACACCAGAACAGACAGGCAAAUUCUCUGGUCACAACUUAAUGCUAUAAUAGAGGAAAGCUCUUCACCACUGCUACUGGGCGGGGAUUUUAAUGUCAUAUCGAGCGUGGCAGAAUACAAAGGAAAUGCAACCCCUGAAUUAAAUAGCAUCUCAGAUUUCUCAACUUUCAUUGCUGACAACUCUUUGCUUGAUUUAGCAACCACAGGAGGCACUUUCACCUGGACUGGAACCCGAAAUCGGGGAAGAAUUUGGAAAAGGCUUGACAGGUUUCUUCUCUCUUCUUCAUUUAGAGAUUACUUUACUGAUGUCAAUAUUAUGCUUCUGAACAGAACUACCUCAGAUCAUGCGCCAAUUUUGCUUUGUGGAAAUAAAGCGGAUCUUUUGGGUCCUAAACAGUUUAGAUUUCAAAAUAUGUGGCUCAAGCAUGCUAGCUUUGAACAUUUUGUGAAAACAAACUGGUCAGUUCCUGCUAUUGGAGGGGGUAUGCGUGCUCUUGCAUUUAAACUUAAAAGACUUAAACAGGCACUCCGAGUUUGGAAUAGAGAGAUUUUUGGCAAUGUUUUUGAUCAAGUAAGGAACUUGGAUAAAUCAGUAUCAGAUGCGGAAAAAAGGUUUGAUGCUUCACCAACCCAAGAGAACCGAGAACUGCUAAGUUAUGCUCAAGCCUCCCUUCUCCAAGCUCUAAAGCUCGAAGAGAUCUACUGGAAACAAAAGGCUAGAGUUAAAUGGCUUAGGGAAGGGGAUGCCAAUACCAGCUUUUUUCAUUCUACGGUCAAAGAUAGACACCGUCGACAACGCAUAAGUGUAGUCAAAAACACAUCCGGUAGUCUUCUUACUAAUCAGGUUGAAGUCAAAAACACAUCCGGUAGUCUUCUUACUAAUCAGGUUGACAUCCAAUCCGAAUCCGGUAGUCUUCUUACUAAUCAGGUUGACAUCCAAUCCGAAGCAGUUAACUUCUUCACCUCUUUAUUUACAGCAGAUGAAAGUGCAGUUAACUUCUUCACCUCUUUAUUUACAGCAGAUGAAAGUGAAGAUAUGCAUGCUAUUCUUGACUGUCUGCCUACAAUCUUAACCACGGAAGAUAGUAUUGCUCUCCUGGCCCCCUUGAAUCGAGAAGAAGUUAAAAAUGCGGUGUGGGCUUUAGACCCGGANAUCCGGUAG